Messenger RNA from Frankliniella occidentalis (western flower thrips), 3099 nucleotides. RefSeq names its product rap1 GTPase-GDP dissociation stimulator 1 (gene vimar). Gene Ontology annotation, biological process: positive regulation of GTPase activity. The record is from RefSeq and is a predicted model, not a curated record. Gene Ontology annotation, molecular function: guanyl-nucleotide exchange factor activity; protein binding. The transcript is spliced from 12 exons. Bases 173 to 2083 code for a protein of 636 amino acids. Gene Ontology annotation, cellular component: cytosol. NCBI's taxonomy places the organism in Eukaryota, Metazoa, Arthropoda, Insecta, Thysanoptera, Thripidae.
GAGCGUGGUCAACAAACCUACAAACCCAACAAACCAACAAAAUAUUUUUGACAAAACAGCAUCGCUACAACAUCUGUACCGUAAAAUUUCUGUUAAGUUGCGAAUUUAGAAAUGUCUCACAAAAUGUCUAAUUGUUAAUGAAAUUUAUACAUCUCCGUUACAAUCCCUAAAGAUGACUGCACCAUCAGCUGUUGCCCUCGCUUUGCAGACAAAAAUUGACGAUCUCAAAGUGGCAAUUGAAAAUAAAUCUGAAAAUGUCUUGAGAAUUGUGGAAGAUAUUCUCUCUGUUAUUAAAGAAAAUGGCAUAGAGUCAGUUCCUGACGUGAGCAUUGUACCUUGUGUGGAACUAGUCUUAUUGCUACGCUGGACAUCAAAUGACGUUGUGGCUUCUGUUGCCAAUGUACUUGCUGAAGUUGCCAAAUCAGCUGCCGGUAGAGAAAGACUUGCAACGCUACAACCACCUAUUGCUCAACAGCUAGUAAACCUUCUUCAGCAAAAAUCAUCCGAUCUUUCUGUUAGUGGAAAUCUGGCUGUGGUCACACAAGUAUGUCGAGCCCUUGGUAAUAUGUGUUAUGAAAGUGAACUUGGGCAAGCCUGUGUUUUGGAUGCAGAGGGCUUGGAAGUAUUACUCUCUGUUUUAGAAAGAGCAAUCAUACUUGGAAAUGAUGUACCUGGAGCUCGCACAUUGCGCUCUGUCAUCAUCGGGUUUCUUCUCAAUCUUACCAUAUCUCAGCCUGAUAAACACCAAAAACUGGUUUCACUUGGUGGCAUUGGAUUACUUUGCAAAGUUUUGGAACUUGAUUGUCAAACUGAAGAUGGCUGCAACACAACCAAUCAUACAAUGGUUAUUCUUGGAUACCUUAUUGAUCAAGUGUCUUCUAGUGAAACUGUUCUUACUGAAAAAGUUUGCCAAACACUUGUGCAAGUGCUUGUAACAUUUUCAGCCUCUUCUGCUGAAAUUUGUGAAUCCGUUUUAGAACUCCUUCAAAAUCAUGCUGAAGAUGAUGGUGUAAAACAAUCACUGGCACAGCAUGGACUUUGUCAACUUUUAAUUGGUCUUGUUGAGAAACACAGGCCCUUAAUAGAGGAAGCUGAUGAUGAAACAAGGCACCUUUUCAAGUUGGCAACUGAUCUGAUCGUGAUAAUUUUGAAUGAAGAUACAAGCAUGGCUAUGCUUUAUGGAGAUGGCAAAGGAGAGGUUUACAAAAAUAUGCUGCAAUGGGUCAAAACUGAUAACACUGAUCUUCAAACAACAGGUGUUCUUGCUUUAGGAAACUUUGCUCGAUGUGAUCCUCACUGCAUGAAGAUGGUAGAAAGUGGUGUCCAUGAGCAUUUUCUCUUACUGCUUAAAAAGCACAAUGGUCAAGAGGAUGAUAUUCGUCUUCAACAUGCAUUACUUUCAGCUUUGAGAAAUCUUGCAAUUCCUACUAUAAACAAGCCAGUUAUCCUGAAAGCAGGGGCCCUGGAUGUUUUGACGCCAAUGAUAAACAUUUGCACCCUUACAGUGGCCUUCAAACUUCUGGCAACUCUCAGAAUGCUUGUAGAUGGACAAGAUCAAGCGGCGGAAGAAUUGGGUCAAAAUAGUCAACUCUUAAGAAAACUUGUAGAAUACUCUGCAGCGGAUUGCCAUGCUGGGGUGCAAGCAGAAGCAAGCAGACUUCUUGCAUGGAUAAUUAAAAACAGCAGAAGCAAAGAUGUUGGGGCUGCUGUUGUACAGUGUAGUGCUCUAUCUCCCCUUGUGAGCAUGCUCUGUUCUGAACAUGCUGUGAUGCGAAAUGAGGCUUUACUUGCUUUGACCUUGGUGUCUUCAACUAAUCUACCAAUAGCUGAGCAAUCUCUUGCGGAUUCUAAGGUGUGUGCAAAGGUAGCUGAUCUUUUGACACAGCAUGGAACAUCAAUGGAAAAACCUAUGCUGUGCAAUGCUCUUGCACUCCUUGGAGAGUUAGUUUUAUCAGAUACUCUAGCUAAAGAUUUGGCUCAAAGUGGUGUACAUGAAUCGCUCACUGGACUGGCCACCAGGAAAGAUAUCUCAGACCUGGAUGAAUUGGUAUCAAAGCUCUCCACUGCUCUGAAGACUUCAUAAAAUGCAUCAGUAACACCAUAAACAAUCCUUCCCUUCCCUCUUCCUCUGCUUAGAAUUAAUAUUUGGUUCCACCAUGUACAGUGACUUGCUAUACUGUUAUCCAAAUCUAUGAUUUUUAUGAUUCAUCAACAUUCCAUUAAAGUACCUACAAGCUCAAAACCUAAUUCUUUCUUGUUAUGAGAACUUUGGUUCUUAAAUAUUUUUAAAUAUCAGUAGUACUCUUUUCUUUUUAAAAUCAAAUCUUGCAAAUUAGAAGUGCAAAGAAUUGACUACUACCUUUUGUUUUUUCCCCUUAAAUUUGAAAAAUUUCAGGUAUUAGGCUAAAUUUUUAAACUUCAUGUGUGCCAUAUGUUUUAUUUAUUAAUAUAUGCGGUAUUUAACAGGUUCUUUCCUGAUAAGUUUAAACGGUGUGGGUGCGUACCAGAUCUGUUUGUCAUGCUCGUGCCUCUGCUUUAGUUGCGUUUAGAUAUGAGGGUCACUUGGGUCAUUUAAGGUGCUGGCAAGUAAGGUAUGAGGAAAUGAUGCACUGUCACACAAGUCAAAAUCACAAAUAUGUCCUGUUGUAUCGCCUAUUUUUCUACUUUCAGCAGUCAAAGCGGUCCAAGCAACUUUAGUGACCCUCUAUCUGAAUGCAGAUUUCUUUUGCUUUAAAUACUUACAUAUUUUCCUAUUUUCUUUUGUAAGUUUCAGAAAAAACUGUUCUUUACCAAAUUGUAUCUAUGUGUUGUGAGUUUAAUAUCUACUGUAUUCAUUUGUACAUAUGAUAAAGGCAUCACCAUAAUAUAUUUUCAGCUAACAUUGUUUGUUGCAUGAUUUUUCAUGCACAUGCAGUUAUAGAUAUUUACAAUAAGCUUUAUUAAUUUAAUGUGAUUAAUGAUUUUGUGCCAAACUAAUUGCUUAAACAAUGCUGUUAUCCUGUUCUUUGUGUCUUCAAUCUUCCAGCAUCUUUGGUCUUUAAUUUUUCUUUCAAAAAUGUUUUAUUUUCUUACUUUAUUAAAGUAUGAUGACAUUUUGUA